CGUCAGGCUCAGCGUCUAACAGGCCAAUAAGAAAAGAUAAAGGAAUAGUACCGAACCUUUCAAGGUAUUAGGAAAGAUGCGGAGAUCAUCAGCAGUCACUUCGUGAUCGCGCGUGUGUACGUACGUGCAUACGGUGAAUGUCGGGCGACAGUGCGAUCGACGAGGUUACGUCGCGUAAAAUGAGACGGCAUGUCCCGUUCGACGGAACUUCUUAGCGGUCUGCUCGUCCUGCUGCCGGUGAUCGCGCUGUGCAAUGGCGUGGACUACACGUACGAGAUCGACUGCAAUAACCUGCGGAUGGGGCAGUACAUCUGUCCGCAUCCCGAUUACGAUUUCAUAGACCCGAAGACGCAGCAACCGCGCGGCUGCACCAAAGAGAACAAGGCCAAAGUGCUCUGUCUAGCUGCCGAUGGCCUGAUUUGCACGGAAACGAAAAACAAUACGUUCAAGAAGGAUAUACCUUGCAAGUGGACAAAUGGAUAUUCCUUCGAGACGUCGUUACUGCUGUCCAUAUUCCUUGGCAUGUUUGGCGCGGAUCGAUUUUACCUGGGAUAUCCAGCUCUGGGCUUACUCAAGUUGAGCACGCUCGGCUUUCUCUUCCUUGGCCAAUUCGCUGAUGUAAUAUUGAUAGCCACGCAGGUUGUAGGCCCGGCGGACGGUUCCCACUACGUGAUGCCAUAUUAUGGUGCCGGGAUUAACAUUGUGACGAGUAACAAUUUUACGUACAGAGUGCCACAGUAUGACUGCUGAGUGAGAACGGCGAGUACGAUGCAGGAAUGAUUUUUUCGAAAUUUUGCCGCGAGCAACGAUGUGCGCAAUCCUAGAGUUGAGUCCUAUUUCGCUGAUACUUCAAUGUAAAUCAAUCAGGAUACUGUCCUAGGGGAUAAGAAUGUUAAUGUAUAGACACACACUUCAACGAAAUUCUGUAUAUAAAAAUUUAUUACCGAUUUACGUAUAUAUUAAUCUAGUUAAGUAAUAAACUUUUGCUCUCUUUUUUU
Ooceraea biroi (clonal raider ant) is the source of this 998-nucleotide messenger RNA. RefSeq names its product TM2 domain-containing protein 1 biscotti (gene bisc). The record is from RefSeq and is a predicted model, not a curated record. NCBI's taxonomy places the organism in Eukaryota, Metazoa, Arthropoda, Insecta, Hymenoptera, Formicidae.